AUAUCGCUCAAGUAAUCACAACAAAUUUUGCAUAUUAAUCAUUAUAUAUCCUUCCUGCUAUUCACCAAAAAUGCCUCUUUCACUAACUAUCGAGAAAGAAUUUGCUCAAAACUCAGAAAGGGUUAAAUCUGUGGAUCAACAUCCAACUGAGCCAUGGAUUCUAGUAAGUUUGUAUUCAGGAACUCUUUGUAUCUGGAACUACCAGUCACAGACCAUGGAGAAGUCCUUCAAGGUCACUGAGUCACCAGUGAGGUCAGCCAAAUUUGUAGCACGUGAAAACUGGGUUGUAACUGCGGCUGAUGACAAGUACAUUCGCAUAUACAACUAUGACACGAUGAAAAAGAUCAAAGAAUAUGAAGCACACACAGACUUUAUCAGGAGUGUUGCUGUCCAUCCCACUCUACCAUAUCUGUUGUCAUGUUCUGAUGACAAGGUUAUAAAGCUUUGGGAUUGGGAGAAGGAUUGGUCAUGUACUCAGAUCUUCGAGGGGCAUUCACACUAUGUGAUGCAAGUGGCAUUUAAUCCGAAAGACACCAAUACUUUUGCUAGUGCAUCGCUUGAUGGCACCAUUAAGAUAUGGAACAUUGGUUCUCCUACAGCAGAGUUUACCUUAGAUGGCCACUCAAAAGGAGUUAAUUGUAUUGAUUACUUCAGUCGCAGGGAUAAACCAUAUCUAUUGAGUGGCUCAGAUGACUUUACUGCUAAGGUAUGGGACAUUGAAACCAAAAGUUGUGUGCAAACUCUAGAAGGUCAUGAGCACAAUGUAACAGCUGUAUGUGUUCAUGCUGAGCUUCCCAUAAUAAUUACAGUUUCUGAGGAUGGGAACAUUCACAUAUGGAAUGCAACCACUUUUUGGCUAGAGAACAAAUUGAACUAUGGUCUUGAAAGAGUAUGGGCCAUUGGACAGUUGAAAGGAUCAAACAAGGUUGCAUUUGGUUUUGACAAAGGAACCAUUAUGGUUAAAAUGAAUGGCUCUCAUACUUGGGAUUCUGUUGACCUCCAAGCUUAGAAGGAAAGGUGGAAGGAAUAAAGACAUUGAAUGCUGCGCGAUUUGUACUGUGUUCUCCGAAGUAAUUAGACUGAAGGAAUAAUUAAUUUCACUUAAAACUUGCUGCUCCUGCUGUUACUGUUGUAUGAUUUGCAAAUAAAACUGAUCUUUGUGUGUUUUGUAGUAUAUCCCAUGAGGGAACAUGUUGUAAGGAUCAAUCGAAAUGGAAUGUUAUAUGUGUUCUUUAACAAAUUA
Messenger RNA from Prunus dulcis (almond), 1243 nucleotides. RefSeq names its product coatomer subunit beta'-2-like. Gene Ontology annotation, cellular component: COPI vesicle coat. The record is from RefSeq and is a predicted model, not a curated record. Gene Ontology annotation, biological process: intra-Golgi vesicle-mediated transport; endoplasmic reticulum to Golgi vesicle-mediated transport; retrograde vesicle-mediated transport, Golgi to endoplasmic reticulum. Lineage: Eukaryota; Viridiplantae; Streptophyta; Magnoliopsida; Rosales; Rosaceae. Bases 71 to 1009 code for a protein of 312 amino acids. The transcript has 10 exons. Gene Ontology annotation, molecular function: protein binding.